Molecule: messenger RNA, 5077 nt
Organism: Nomascus leucogenys (northern white-cheeked gibbon)
Lineage: Eukaryota; Metazoa; Chordata; Mammalia; Primates; Hylobatidae
Product: translation initiation factor IF-2-like
Exons: 1
Coding region: 2765-3283 (172 amino acids)
Source: RefSeq, a predicted model, not a curated record
GAAUUAAUAUUUCAACAGGUAUGCUGGACAGUUACUAAACAAGUAUAAUGUGUGCAAUGUGAAGGAAAAAAUGAGUGGACAGUCUCAAAUCAGUGACAAAAAAAGGAAAUGGAUCUCAAUUAUUUUCAUCUCCUAGCACAAUUACAAGCCAAUAAAAUAUGAGAAUUCAAAAGAGCAAACUGACGGGUGGAAAAAAAUCAUGGAUGAAAAACAUGGGUGAGGAUUGUUAUUCCACAAUCCUCAGAGCACUCACUAAACAGCUAUGAAAGCAGAAACAAAUUAACCAAGGAACGAGGGUACUUGGAGGCAAACUUACAAAAAGUAAUCCAACAGAACUGGAACUUUACAAAGGGAUGGAAAGAAAUGCCAUCCUCUCAGGACCCUAAAUGAUGGGGGUACAGUUUACAGUCAAAUUAAGUUGAUUCGGUCCAUAAUAAAUAAUCAGAGACAAGUAAUCUUUACAUCCUUUUAUCUAUGUGAGUUAAGCAAAAACUCAUCAACCUAGCACUAUACAAUCGGCUUGGCUAGCCUUUUAUCUAUUCUACAUCCUCAAAGUAAUCUGCAUUUGUCAUUUACCUCCAUGAAAAUUUCCAGUGGUUGCCCAUUUCCUAUAAAUAAAUAUACACACAUAGACAUAUAUGUCUUUCUUGUUCAUUGUUGCAUUGUUGAAGCUAAAAGAGUAUGCUGCAGGGGUUCAAUUAGCAUUUCAGGAAUAAAUGAGGUGAAUUUGGCUUCAACUGCUUUCCAGCCAUGCUGGGUUUACUUGAAUUCAUCUGCAGACCUUUGUGAGUUAGAGCACAUUAGUUUCCUUACUAUGACUUCCAAAUCUGGAUACAUAAAGCCCCACAAUCUACCAUUACUAUCCCCUCUCUCAUACUAGUCCAGCUUCAUUUUUCUUGGUAUAUGCCAUAUAUAUCAGAGCCUUUCCAUUUACUGUUUCUUUCGCCAAAAAUUCCUUUCAAGAGUCACACACUUAGACCCCUUACUUCUCUUGGGCCUUUAUUCAAAAGUCAAUCAGUGGCCGGGCUUUAGGAGUCCGAGGCAGGCAGAUCACCUGAGGUCAGGAGUUCAAGACCAGCCUGGCCAACAUAGUAAAACCCCGUCUCUACUCAAGAACAAUUACUUAAACAUUUUUAUGUUCCUCAUGUAUCUAGUUCAAAAACCUCACAGUGGUAAAAAGAUAAUAAAAGAAUCGUGAAAGUGUGUUGAAAGAGACUGCUAGAUUUUCACCUAAGUGUCUUAGGCCAGUAUUACUACAAAAGAAAAGUGUAACUGGAGUUAGAAAAUAUCAUUACCUGAAUGAGAAAAUUUUAUCAGCCAUUCUUUUAAAAAGAUAUUCAUAAGACAUACACAUCUGAAAAGUAAAGUAUGUAGAUGCUCAAAUAUUUGCUGAAUGUGUGAUUUAAAAUUUUAAGUUAAUCUUUAUAUAGAGUCUAAAAACUUUUCUCAGGCUAACAUAAUCAAAAUUUAGGUUCAAAAUUUCGAAAACAAAAGUCUUGUGUCCUCUGCCUUUAUGAACUUGAUUUGCUAAAAGUAAAUCUGCCAUGCAUCCUGAUCUUGUGUUUGGCAGCAAGAGCCAAAAAAAAAAAAAAAAAACUCAGGGACAAAAGUACCGCUUCAUUGUCUUCCCUGUCAUCCAAUAACAAACAUAUAAAGGAUUAAGUACAUAAACAAUCAUAUCUUGAUUAUCAUAAAAAGUUCAAAAUAGACUAAAUAAAAUUACUUUAAAAACGAACUACGUCAAUAUCCACUUUCCAUCAACAGAGGUUUCUCAACAUAAGCAUUAUGUGCUUAUAAAGCACAUAAAGCAUCCCUGACAUAAAACUUUAUCCAGGUUUUGAACACAAUCACAAACAUUAAAAGACAUGACAGGAAUGUUAUUGAGAAAGUAUUUUCAUUAGGGCCAAAUUCUGUUACAACAAAUAUAAAAAGCGAACAUAUUUUCACAUUCCUAGCAAUGGUCUGCUUAUAAAUCCAAUAAUACAAAAAAUAAAUUCAGCCACCUCCCUCAGUAGUCCCUUGGUUUCUCAGUUUUAUCUGAUCAUAAGUGGAAGGACCCUCUUUUUAUCGUCUAUCACAAUGUAAUACGUUCUUGAUUAAACACACAAUUAAGUCUACUUAAGUCUCUUCCUAAAUUGCUAACUGCCCAAACCUAUGUAUAAAUCAUACAAGCUUCACCAAAACACAAAAACUUAAGAAACUACACAAUAAAAUGGUUAGCAAAUAGGUACACUUUAAAUGUUUGCAGCAGACUUGAGAACAUUCCCAUCUGGCUGAAUGUCUCGUAGUAACGUGACUCUUUAUCAACAGUGAGCACAUGAGUCUUCCUUGGCAGCCAGGUCUACACUACUUCAAGGUAUGACCACACUUUAAAGAGUCAUGAUGGAAACGACUAGAUUACGAAACCAUAAACAGUAAACACAGCACAUCCACCAGGCGGUGGAAGAAACUAUAGAGAGAUUCCAUUCAGAAGCUGCCAUUUCUACUGUUGGUUAAUGUAUUUUUGUUUCUACCAAGGAAGCUGUGAAAUCCGCGUGCACACCCAUCCCAAAUCUAUCCGUGGGGCGGGCGCAGGCUGAGUCAUUCCUAGGAGUAACUUUAUACCGUAGAAUCCUCGCACUCUGGGGUCGGGACAAAGACAUCAUCUCUCCGUUCCUCCCACUCGGUAAGCUUCGUUCGGCCUCGGCCAAACUCCACUCUCCCGUUUCUCGAGUCCAACACAGAAUUAAGGGCUGAUCCCUGGCAGCGAUGAGCACAAGUCAAGAUGCGUCUCGGGGGGUUCGGAGGUCCCUCGCCCUCGGCCACUCCCGCAACUAGGCCGGGUGCUGACCGGCAGCGCAGAGGGAGGGAUCCCAAGGCUCCGGCCGAGGAAGCCGCAGGCAGCCCCGCAGCGAGAGGAUCCGACUCACACCUCCCGCAGCCUGGUGGAGCAUCGACUCGAACCGCUUUUGUCUCCACAGGGGCUGUCGCGCCGGGAAGGCGGCCAGUGGGCAACACCUGCCGGGGCGGGAGGCGCCGGGGCCCUCCGGUGCACACACCUGCGCGUGGGCCGAGCUCAGGCCGGCCGGAACUCUGGACCCUGCGACCCCGGCCCACCGUGCCAGGGCCCGCCGCGCGACCGCUGUGCCAGAUGGGGGAAGGGGACACGGGCGGCGGCGACACUUACCCGGCAGCGCCUCCUCCUUCGCCGGCGGCAGCAGCAGAGCCAGCGACCCCUGGCACCAUCUUCCGCCGCCGCCUAGUCCUCGGCGGCGGCUACCAACCGCCCAUUCGGCACCGCUAAGCCGACACAACCGCCGGCGUCCCGGGCGUCCGCCCGCCGCGGCCCCUAACUCUAGGAGGCAGGGAGGGGUCCGGGCGGAGAAGGACGCAGGCAGGCCCCUCGGCUCUGGGUCUGGGGCCGGGGGACAGAAGGCCGCGGCCUGUCAGAGCCGAGGGGCCCAGGCGACUGGGGGACCCUGAGGCAACGCCGAGGGCUCGGCAGGGCCGCGGACACCGCCGCGGCUUGGUUUGUUUUUGUCGACUCCGUCUCUUCCUCCGCGGCGCAUGCCGGGAAACGGCCUGCCGGGGGAGGGGCGCGCCUGGAGGCGCAGAGAGGCAUCUACGCAGGUCCGGAAGUCGGCAGCCUGCCGGGAAGGGGGCGGCCCCGCCUCCGGCUCUCGGCCUGCCGGGCAAGUUGGCUGUCCUGGCCUGACCCUGGGAGACUCCGCUGGGGCCGCCUGUUAUGGUGCUAGCUGCGUCCCGGCGCGUACUUUCCCAAGGUGAGUUUGACCUUCUUUGCGACAGCGAGUAGGCCCUGACUAAGGUCGACCCACCAAACAUUGGAUCGUCCCCAGGCGAAAGAGAGCUUGUGCCCCUCAGCCUGUCGCGGAGGUGCAGAGCCAGUCGAGGGUCUGGUGUCCCCGUCGCCUCUCCAGGGGCAACCUGCGGACUAGGCCAAGGUCUGUAACAGGAUGACAUACCAGCGCCUGGCCCAGGCGUUCCUGCCGCCACCUCCCCACAUAUCCGGACCGCCGGGACUGCACGCAGCUGGCAAGCGUCCCCCUGUUAACUCUGCAAGGGUAGGGCGGCACAAUUUCUCAGACCAGGUAAGGCAAGAAAACAUCCAAGAGAGAAGAGAGGGAAGGCUAGGCCGAUCGGAAUGAAAAUGUAAACGCCACAACCACGUUUUCAGCUUUACAAAUACUGAAUCUUGUAGUGGGUCUAGUGGGUUAGGGGUUAGCAUGAGCACCCUAGUGGUUGAGAGACAGUUUCAGGGGACUCUUGCAUUUGCGAAGAUGAUCAGUCACAGGCAAUGACUUGAAGCCACAAGGCUUGAAUAUUAAAAUCUGAUAAGCAGAUGUUACACGUAGAAUAAUUACAUAAUAGUUUUCAAAUUCCUGUUAUAUCCAGGAAUAUCUGGUAUGAGUAAAAACUUGGAGGUGCCUCCUCUAAAGUCAGCAGGACUUCCGAGUUGUGUUUGUAAAAAUAAGAGGCACAAGAGGGCACCAAACUGAACAAAAUGUUAGGUGGAAACUGAAAAACGUAAACGUUGAUUAGCAUGAACAAUUUAAGUUUUCAGUCACACUGACCAGUAUCUGAAAGUUAGGAUUGAGAUGGGCUUGUUUUAUUUAUUUACUUUUAAAUUUGUGCUGCUACAUAUCCCAAACAAAUCUGGUCUUUAUCAUCAUUGGCAAGCCAUUUUACUUAUUGGUUAAGCUGGAAUUUUAUUACACCACUCCAGCAAGAUAGAGGAGAAAAGCAAAAAUUAAGCAGUAAAUGGUUAUUAUGCCUUAGGGGAAGGUGUGAACUGGCAAGACAAAAGAGCCGAAUUUAGUAGUAGAGCAUAGUCAUCAGCACACAGAAAAUAAGUGGUGAGGAGGAGUUUGGCCAGAAAAUUGGCUAAGAAAAACAGCAGUAUGACCAAGAAUGAAAAGAAAAAGAAAGAAAAGAAAAACAGCAGUAUGAGGCCUGUAAAGAACAUAUUGGUACUUGCACUUCCUCUUAUUAGUGACAUUCAUUAUUACAAAUAUAACCCAAUUUAGAAUGUAAAAAUCUUGCUGGAGCUCGGUGCAGUGACUCACACCUGUAAUCCCAG